Strongyloides ratti is the source of this 1329-nucleotide messenger RNA. RefSeq names its product Nucleolar complex protein 4 homolog. Gene Ontology annotation, cellular component: nucleolus; small-subunit processome; Noc4p-Nop14p complex. Gene Ontology annotation, biological process: ribosome biogenesis. The record is from RefSeq and is a predicted model, not a curated record. The transcript is spliced from 3 exons. The coding region runs from base 1 to 1329 and encodes 442 amino acids. NCBI's taxonomy places the organism in Eukaryota, Metazoa, Nematoda, Chromadorea, Rhabditida, Strongyloididae.
AUGUCUUUAAACAAAGAUAAAAAUAAUGACAAAAGUUUUGAGGAACUUAUAAAUUGUGGAAAAGUUGAAUUUUUAAAAGAAAAAUUAGAAAAUUUAAAAAUUUAUGAAAUUGAUCCAGUAACGAACAAUGCAACAAAAAGUAAAGAAUUAGAGAUAUUUUUGAACACAGUUGUUGGAUACAUAGUUACAGAGAAAGAAACUAACGCUAAAAUUGUUUUAAAAAAAUUAGCCAAAAAUAUUUUUUCUUUUAAAGAUACAUGUAUUUUAAUUCUUCAAAAAAUUAUUAAAUUGGGAUACAAAGUAUUAAAUCCAGAUAAAAUGUGGAAUGUUUUUAAUUUUCUUAAAAAUUUACCUCUUCCAGAAAAAUUAAAUGUUAAUUUAUUUAAAGAUGAUUAUAAUGUUUUAGAGGAGAUGGAAAAUGAUAAAUUUUUAGAUUUAUAUCAAAAUGCUUGGAUGGUAUUAACUAAAAAAAAACUUACUGGACCUUUGGUAAAAACUAUUUUACCUUUUCUUACCAAUAACAGAUUAGAAGAAUUUCCAAAACCUGAAUUAUUUGGUGAUUUCUAUUUUGCUUAUUAUAAUCAAGGUGGUGUUUAUGCAGUUUUAGCUCUUAAUGGUUUAAUUAAAUUAGUUGUCAAAUAUAAUUUUGAAUAUCCUCAACUUUAUCAAUCAGUUUAUAAAUUGACAACAUCCUUUGUACUGCAUGCUCCAUAUGCUUUUCAAUUUUUGGAUACUUUGAAUCUCUUUUUGUCUUCGACACAUAUUCCUUUGUACAUUGUAGCAGCUUUUGCUAAGAAAUUGUCAAGAGUAUUAUUGUGUGCUCCAAUUUGUGUUAUUAGGCCAAUUUUAACUAUAUUGCAAAAUUUGUUAACUAGAUAUGAAGGAUUGAGAAAAAUGAUUCAUAAUGAUCAAUGUGUAGAAUUAAAAUGUGAUCCUUAUUUAGAGGAUUGCGAAUCUUUAAAAGAUUGUAAAGCUUUGGAAUCUUGUCUUUGGGAGAUUAAAACAUUGCAAAGUCAUUGGCUACCAUUGGUAACAAAAAAAGCUUGUUUUAUUGACAAAAAUAUUGCAAGUAUUGAAAUUCCAUAUGUUUUUAAGACAAAUGAAGAAUUAUUAAAUAUUUUGUUGAAUAAAAAAAGUGGUGUUAAGGAUGUAAUGGAUGAUGAAGAUUGGAAUUUAAAAACAAAUAAUAAAGGAUUGAAUAGAAAAUUUGUUUCAUUAAAAAGAAAAGUUGUUGUUGAAGAAGAUGUUAGUGCUAAAAAAAUCGUCAAUUCAGAAGAACCUGAUGGAAAGUUAUUAAAGGAUACAUUUAAUUUUGUUAUACGUACAUAG